AUGGCGACAUGUAAUUGCCCAACAAUGGCUAUGUCCAAGCUCAGCUGCUCAGCUCCAUUGUCCCAUAAGAUAACCCACAAAAACUCACCUUCAUGCUUAUCAACGAGCAGGGGUUUUUAUCUUUCCCAGGGAUUCGUGAUUCCUCGAACGUACUCUGGCUUCACUUUCUCGAGGCGUAAUGAUGUUUUUUCUGCAACAAAGGAUGACUUUUCUGUUGAUGAUGCAGAAACCAGUGGUAGUGCAGCCCAACACGAAACUAAAACUGGUGAAUGGAAAUGGAGAGGUUAUUCUAUUCGUUACCAAUAUUCUGGAAGUAGCGGGCCUGCCUUGGUCUUGGUUCAUGGUUUCGGAGCAAACAGUGACCACUGGAGGAAGAAUUUACCAGUUCUUGCACAGUCACAUAGGGUGUACGCAAUUGAUCUCCUUGGAUAUGGUUAUUCAGAUAAACCUAAUCCACAAAAGCUCCAAGUUAAAAGUUUUUAUACUUUUGAGACAUGGGGCAGCCAGCUAAAUGACUUCUGUGUGGAAAUUGUGAAGGAUCAAGCCUUUUUUGAUCUCUUGAUGGUUAGAAAUGCAGGUAUUGUGGGACUUCAGGCAGCUGUCAUGGAUCCUACACUUUGCAAAGGCAUUAUUCUCUUGAAUAUAUCUCUUCGUAUGUUACACAUAACUAAACAACCGUGGUAUGGAAGGCCUCUAAUAAAAUCAUUCCAGAAUUUGCUAAGGUGGAAUACUGCUCUUGGCAAGUUAUUUUUCAAAAUUGUUGCAACACCAGAGUCAGUGAGGAACAUUCUUUGUCAGUGUUACUAUGACAAAUCCCAAGUGACAGAUGAACUAGUAAAGAUAAUUCUUGACCCUGGACUUGAUCCCGGUGCUGCUGAUGUUUUUCUCGAAUUCAUAUGCUACUCAGGAGGGCCGCUACCCGAGGAAUUACUGCCUCAAACUUGUUUUCCUCCGAAGGAUGAGGCGCCCGAUCUUGUGAACCCACUCGUAACAUCUUUUGUGGAUCGGCAUAAAUCAUCGUCUGCUACUCUUCAAACUGCAGCUUCCUAA
Molecule: messenger RNA, 1050 nt
Organism: Striga hermonthica
Lineage: Eukaryota; Viridiplantae; Streptophyta; Magnoliopsida; Lamiales; Orobanchaceae
Source: the annotation of a GenBank genome assembly